This is a messenger RNA of Pyrus x bretschneideri (Chinese white pear), 1006 nucleotides long. RefSeq names its product mitochondrial import receptor subunit TOM20-like. Gene Ontology annotation, cellular component: mitochondrial outer membrane translocase complex. Bases 160 to 720 code for a protein of 186 amino acids. Gene Ontology annotation, molecular function: protein binding. NCBI's taxonomy places the organism in Eukaryota, Viridiplantae, Streptophyta, Magnoliopsida, Rosales, Rosaceae. Gene Ontology annotation, biological process: protein insertion into mitochondrial outer membrane. The record is from RefSeq and is a predicted model, not a curated record. The transcript has 6 exons.
CGUGGUGUGUCGCUCGAACUCAGAGUUCUCAACUUUUCUUCAUCCCCCUUCAAAAAAAAAAAAGCGCACGAACCCUAACUCCCUCCUCUGAGCCAGAGAGUGAGUCACGGUAACCUAUUUCGCACCAAAAAUCGCCGUCAUCCACCUGAAUCAGUCGCCAUGCAGUUCUCUCAGGAAGACUUCGAUCGCCUCUUGCUAUUCGAACACGCCCGCAAAACCGCCGAAGUUAACUACGCUAAGAACCCUCUCGACGCCGAUAAUUUGACGAAAUGGGGAGGAGCGCUCCUCGAACUGUCGCAGUUUCAGAGCAUUGCGGAUUCGAAGAGCAUGAUUACUGAUUGCAUUUCGAAGCUGGAGGAGGCUUUGCAGAUAAAUCCCACGAAGCAUGAUGCGCUGUGGUGCCUAGGAAAUGCCCACACCUCUUUUGCAUUUCUCACCCCUGAUCUCGACGAGGCAAGGCCUUAUUUAGAUAAGGCCACUGGGUUUUUCCAGAGGGCGGUGGAUGAGGACCCGGGUAAUGAGCUUUAUCAGAAGUCCUUAGAAGUCACAUCUAAGUGCAACGGAGGUAAUUGUUGGUCAUGUAUUCAUAGGCACCAGAAUUGCAUAUGGAGAUCCAUAAGCAUGGGCUUGGACCGUUGGGUCAACAAACUUUGGGUGGGGGACCUGCUCCUUCUUCAUCCAGUACAAAGAGUUCCAAGACCAAGAAGAGCAGUGAUCUGAAGUAUGACAUAUUGGGAUGGGUUAUCCUUGCUGUUGGCAUUGUUGCAUGGGUUGGAAUGGCAAAAUCCCACAUGCCACCGCCACCCCAAAGAUAAACUUUAUAUAUCGUAAGAAUGAAGUAACCCUGCCAGUGCAUUUGGUUGAAGGUUAAUAUUUUCUUUAAGAUAUUCAUCUGGUUGAGUUGUGCUAAUUCAAGUAAAUCAUGUAAUAUGCUGAUACAUGUUGAUUUUGGCCAUAACUUUUUCUAUGCUGCUAUGAUAAUUAGGAACAUCAUUUUUUAUAUGAA